Molecule: messenger RNA, 740 nt
Organism: Hibiscus syriacus
Lineage: Eukaryota; Viridiplantae; Streptophyta; Magnoliopsida; Malvales; Malvaceae
Product: protein TPX2
Exons: 6
Coding region: 4-486 (160 amino acids)
Biological process (GO): mitotic spindle assembly; activation of protein kinase activity; regulation of mitotic spindle organization
Cellular component (GO): nuclear microtubule; mitotic spindle
Molecular function (GO): microtubule binding; protein kinase activator activity
Source: RefSeq, a predicted model, not a curated record
UGCAUGCAUAUUUGGUUCAUGGAAGCUAAAGCCAACAUGGAGAGAUCAAACCCCAAAUCUGCAUUCAAGACAAAAGAGCAGGUGAGAGACAAAAAUUCCAAAAUUACACCAAAGCCUCCGGCCAAGGAAAAUACAAGGCCACAAGAAUUUAAGCUUCACACUGGACAAAGAGCUGUUAAGCGUGCCAUGUUCAAUUAUUCCGUGGCUACUAAGUUCUAUCUAUCGGAGGUACAGAAGAGACAAGUGGAGAAAGUGCAAAAGAUGAUCGAGGACGAAGAGAUCCGUUCACUAAGGAAGGAGAUGGUUCCAAAAGCGCAACUCAUGCCUUUUUUCGACAGGCCCUUCUUCCCUCAAAGAUCGAACCGGCCUUUAACGAUCCCGAGAGAGCCAAGUUUCCGGUCGGUGAAUUCGAAAUGCUGGAGCUGCAUCUCCGAGAACGAGCUCUACUAUUUCCAGCAUGCUCACGCUUGGAACCCCAUCAAAUGAAUCACUGUCUGAACCUAAUUGACAGUGAACGCCAAUGGGAUUGAUGGCCUACGAGCAUGCAUGCGUGGUGAUCAAUAUGUGCAAUAUCAAUGUAGGAUGUUCCGUUUUAUGUCACGUUUAUCACAUCUCUUUUGUCAUUGUCUUUGUGUUUUGUCUGUUUAGACAGUGUGAGUAGCUCUAUAGAUAUAUGUAGCCAGAAAAUCCUUCCCCUAGGGUUCAUCGUGUAGUGUCGAAUAAAGACGGAUUGUAUUUUA